This is a messenger RNA of Gekko japonicus, 2642 nucleotides long. It is a transcript of the gene PUS7, whose product is annotated as pseudouridylate synthase 7 (putative). The transcript has 17 exons. Gene Ontology annotation, cellular component: nucleus. Gene Ontology annotation, biological process: pseudouridine synthesis. Lineage: Eukaryota; Metazoa; Chordata; Lepidosauria; Squamata; Gekkonidae. The record is from RefSeq and is a predicted model, not a curated record. Gene Ontology annotation, molecular function: RNA binding; pseudouridine synthase activity. Bases 10 to 2142 code for a protein of 710 amino acids.
GUUGGACACAUGUCCGGGGACGGCUCCAUGCUUCUCGCUCGCCUUGCCAACGUCCGUGUCUUCGCUUCGCUCUCUAAGCCGGCUGCGGCUGUUAAUGCCCUACCUUCGCUUGCCAAUGCUGGGACACUGAAGCGGCUGGCAAAGUACCCCAUUCUGAAAAAAACUGCGCAUUACGCUUCUUUACAAAUGGAAGCUGGGGAAAUAGAUACCAUAUCUCUGAAACGUCCUCUUUCUGAGGAUGAUAAUGCAAAAGGUGAUGAAAAUAAAAGGCAAAGGUUUUCAGAAGAGCCCCUCAAAGGAAGAGAGAAUCCUGACCCUAUUACAGUGGAGGCAGAGCUGGAGCCACCUGGGAAACCUGCACUUAAGGGCUCCAAAAAUGAAACCAUCCCAACUGAGGAAAGCACCAAGCAAGGUGAAGAAGAAUUGGAAGGAAGUGAUGAAGGAGAACCAGAGAGCUUUGCAGACAUGAUGAAGCAUGGUCUGACCGAACUCGAUGUUGGCAUCACCAAGUUUGUUAGUUCUCACAAGGGCUUUUCUGGAAUCUUAAAAGAGAGAUAUUCCGAUUUUGUUGUUCAUGAGAUAGGAAAAGAUGGCCAUGUCGUUCAUUUAGAUGACUUCUCUGUGCCAGUAGUUGAUGAGGAUCCACCUGAAGAUAUCUUUGCUGUGUUGUCAGCUGAAGAGAAGCAGCAGCUAGAGGACCUUCAGCUUUUUAAGAAUAAAGAAGGCAGCGUUGCCAUCGAGGUCAUUGAAGACACUAAGGAAAAAAGAACGGUGAUUCAUCAGGCUGUGAAAUCCCUGUUUCCAGGACUAGAGACUAAAACAGAAGAGAGGGAUGGGAAAAAAUACAUUGUUGCUUACCAUGCUGCUGGGAAAAAGGCACUUGCAAAUCCAAGAAAACAUUCUUGGCCAAAAUCUAGGGGAAGUUACUGCCACUUCGUUUUAUACAAAGAAAACAAGGAUACUAUGGAUGCCAUCAACGUGCUUUCAAAAUUUUUAAGAGUUAAGCCAAAUAUAUUUUCCUACAUGGGGACCAAAGACAAACGGGCUAUUACUGUUCAAGAAAUUGCUGUUCUUAGAAUCACAGCACAAAGACUGGCUCAUUUAAAUAAAUGCCUGAUGAAUUUCAAGCUUGGAAAUUUCAGUUACAAGAACCAUCCGCUGAAGUUGGGAGAACUGCAAGGCAACCAUUUCACAGUGGUUCUUAGAAAUAUAACUGGAACAGAAGAUCAAGUUCGACAAGCCAUGCUCUCUCUCCGGGAGAUUGGAUUCAUUAACUACUAUGGAAUGCAAAGAUUUGGAACGACGGCUGUCCCUACGUACCAGGUUGGAAGAGCCAUUCUGCAGAAUAAUUGGAAUGAAGUAAUGGAUUUAAUACUAAAGCCACGUCCUGGAGCUGAAAAGGGAUACUUGGUUAAGUGCCGAGAAGAGUGGGCAAAAACGAAGGACCCAGCUGCUGCCCUCAGAAAACUGCCAGUGAAAAGAUGUGUGGAAGGCCAGUUGCUACGGGGACUUUCCAAGUACGGACUGAAGAAUAUCAUCUCUGCCUUUGGCAUAAUCCCAAGAAAUAAUCGUCUGAUGUACAUUCAUAGUUAUCAGAGUUAUGUGUGGAAUAAUAUGGUGAGCAAGAGAAUAGAAGAAUAUGGACUCAGAGCAGUGCCAGGGGAUCUUGUACUGAAAGGAGGUACCGCUGUUUAUAUCGAAGAAGCAAAUGUUGACGAUUACACCAUCCAUGAUGUGGUGAUGCCCUUGCCUGGAUUUGAUGUAAUCUAUCCAAAGCAUAAAAUUGGAGACGCUUACGGGGAAAUAUUGGCAGUUGAUAAUCUUGAUAUCAACAACAUGAAACACAAAAUUAGAGACUACUCAUUAUCUGGCGCAUACAGAAAGAUUAUAAUUCGACCUCAGAAUGUCAGCUGGGAGAUGGUUGCUUAUGAUGAUCCUAAAAUCCCAUUGUUUAAUACUGACUUAGAUAAACUGGAAGGAAAACCACCUGCAGUUAUUGCCACAGAAGGAAAAUACAAGGCUCUGAAGAUUGAGUUCUCCCUCCCUCCCUCCACAUAUGCUACCAUGGCCAUUCGAGAAGUACUAAAAAUGGACACAAGCAUAAAAAACCAGACACAGCUAAACACUGUAUGGUUACGGUGAAGGUCUUGUACAGUGCCUGGAUAAAUAUUUUAAGCACAUGAUGCUGGUUUCUUAUGUACUUCUUUUAAAAUGAUUUCUAAUAAAAAUGGUAUUUUUGUAUUAUGCUACAGUAUACAAUUUAGGCUCCUUGUAACAUGGUGUUUGUAAAAAUGGAAGUUUCAUUUUUAAACAUUCUGAGCAAACAUGGUGCCUGAGCUGUUUGCACAGCAUAACUUGAUCCCCUUACAAGACAACGCAUGGCUUUGUUAGCAGUUUCAGAUCCUCAGGAAUGUUUGGAACAGAUUAAAACUGAUUGAAAGCAUGAAUUCUGCAGCUGAAGAAUACUAAUUAGAAUAAGGUGCUGAAGAACGCAUAUCCGGCAAACAGAUGUAUUUAGCCUUAAGAAUGCCAUUAGGAUUUGUGCUCCUAGCCAAUUUUGUUGGUGUAAUGUUCAUAUCUGAUAUGUACAGCUGUUUUUAUUUGAACUAUAGUUUUUAUUAAACAUUGUGCUUUUUUCAUGA